This is a messenger RNA of Oryzias latipes (Japanese medaka), 11012 nucleotides long. It is a transcript of the gene crebrf, whose product is annotated as creb3 regulatory factor. The record is from RefSeq and is a predicted model, not a curated record. Gene Ontology annotation, cellular component: nucleus. Gene Ontology annotation, molecular function: DNA-binding transcription factor activity, RNA polymerase II-specific; RNA polymerase II transcription regulatory region sequence-specific DNA binding. Gene Ontology annotation, biological process: response to unfolded protein; regulation of transcription by RNA polymerase II. NCBI's taxonomy places the organism in Eukaryota, Metazoa, Chordata, Actinopteri, Beloniformes, Adrianichthyidae.
AGUCACGCGUUUUCCAGAAACCCGUCAGGAAGGAGAAAAACAAAACAAACCCGAGAGCAGGAACAGCGUGAGGACACCAUUCCACAGGAAACCGUGUUAUUUCCAAGAGAGGAAGCUCCAAGAGGUCCAGCGUUCAGACAGACGUAUGCGAGGGUGCCGUACAAGUCUGAAGCAUACAGAGAGCUACACCAGUCCACAAGAGACCAGACCAGGUUGGGCCACCUUAAUCGCCCUCUCCCUCUCCCCCGUCCCUCCAGCCGAGCAGACUGCAUUGGCAAGCGCUCUGUGGUCGCCCGGCCCUCCUCAGCAGUAACUCCCUGUGUUGAUCCCAUAACCUCACACCACUGGGACUGGACAGUAGACCCAGAGGUUCUCGAAGCUGGAGCUCUAAGCUUUGUCUGGCAAUGCCUCAGCCCAGCGUCAGUGGGAUGGAGCCUCCCUUUGGGGACGCCUUUCAGAACUACUCCUUUGCUGACCAGGCUUUGACCAGUACUGAGCUGCUGGCAACCAGCUCUGACCCAGAUUUCAUGUAUGAGCUGGACAGAGACAUGACCCACCGGCAGAGUCCCUGCGGGGACAGCAUUGUGGGGUUAGGGGACGGAGGCAAGGAGGUGGAAGGAGGUGUCGAUCAGUUCAUGGGUCUGGGAGACUGUGAGACCGUCUGCAGCAGCUCAGCGUUUGAACAGUGGGACUCGUACUGGGAAGAUCUCACCAGAUACACACGGCUGGCCAGCUGUGACAUCUGGGGAACCAAAGAGGUGGAUUUCCUCGGACUGGAUGACUUCUCCAGUCCGUACCAGGAUGAGGAAGUGGUUAGCCGAACGCCAACGUUGGCUCAGCUCAACAGUGAGGAUUCCCUGCCUGUCUGUGAGACUCUCUACCCGCCCAUAGACCUAAACCUGCCUGCCCCACAAGCUCAAACCCCCCAACUCCCCUCUCACAGUAAGAGGCUCCUGGUUCCUAACCAGGGAUUCGGUUCUAUGUGGCCUUCCCCAAGCGCCUCUUCCCGUCCUUCUUACAGCCGUCCUCCAGACUUUCCUGAAGGCUCCCAAAAGGCAACCAGGCCUGUUCCUUCCUGCACAGAGACUAUGGCAAAGGCCCAGAACUAUCUUAGUCUCACCCAGGACCACAGCCAGACUCAAAGCAAGUCUGUGGGGAGAGGGACAAAGAUGGCCGCCCCGGGUUCUCUCGGCAUUGACUUUGUCCGGAAGGCUAAAGUACGAGUGAGUUCUGUUUACAGAGCUCCAGCUGAGUUGCCUUCCCAGACAGAUUUCAAGGGGUCAGACCCGCCUCUAGCCCACUGCCAACCUGAGGAGGAGAAAGCUUCCACUUCCACUUUGGUUGGACUUCCUGCUGCAACAGCCAGCAGCUCUCCAAGCAUGGCAGGCUUUGAGAAGAAAACGGAGGGCGUUGUGAAGAGGGAGAUCCCAGGAGGAUGCCCUGCCUCACUGCCUCAGCUAGUAGAAGCAAAUCAGGCUCUGAAGAGCAGCAACUCCGGGCCGACCAGCCUGGAGGAUGUGGCAGGAGCCAGCAGCGAAAGCGGCGUUCUCGGGGUCGCAGACCCUGAGCAGGGCAAAGAGGAGGAGCACAAUUAUUCUCUGUUCUUGACCCGCAGUGGACUUACAGGCAGAAGCCACUCCCAACUGGAGGAGGAUGAGGAUGAGGGGGACGAGGACGAGGGAGAGGAAGAUGAAGGGGAUGGGCUGGAGUUGGACGACGAAGACCAUGAUGAGGGUUUUGGCAGUGAGCACGAGCUGUCUGAGAACGAUGAGGAGGAGGAAGAGGAGGACGAAGACUAUGAGGCAGACAAGGAUGACGACAUGAGUGAUGCCUUCUCUGAGCCAGGCUGUGACAUAGAGCUGAUGGACGACGUGAAAGGCCUGACAGCCGGAGUCUCAAGCCGCAAGAGAGGCAAACGGCGCUACUUCUGGGAGUAUAGCGAGCAACUCACGCCCUCCAAACAGGAGCGCUUACUCAAGCCGUCUGAGUGGGACAGACACACGUUGCCAAGCAACCUGUAUCAGAAGAAUGGGCCUCUGCAUGGAAAAUACAUGCUGAAGAAGUCUCGGCGCACUGAUGUGGAGGACCUGACUCCCAAUCCACGCAAACUGCUGCAGAUCGGCACUGAGCUCCGCAAACUGAACAAAGUGAUCAGCGACCUGACUCCGGUCAGUGAGCUGCCGCUGACGGCGCGACCACGCUCUCGCAAGGAGAAGAACAAGCUGGCAUCCAGGGCUUGCCGUUUAAAAAAGAAAGCUCAGUACGAAGCAAACAAAGUGAAGCUUUGGGGACUCAGUACGGAGUAUGAUCGGCUACUGUUUGUGAUCAACGCCAUCAAGGAAGAGAUAAUGGUACGAGUUGAAGAUUCUUCUCCACGUUCAACCAACAUGACAGAGACUCUGGAGCAGCUCAUCCAGGAGACACUUGUGCCAUCACCUGUUGCUGGGCAGACUUCAGAAUUUGUCAAUAAUAUCUUGGAGAACACAAGCCGUGGCGAUCCAACUGGCGGUCUGGUCGGCCUGCGAGUCCCCACCUCCAAAAACUAGACAAACAGCCGUCCCGAGAGAGAAGUGGACAGAGAGUUUUCCACUUUGCUGUCUCAUUGUAACUAUGCCCCUCUCUGCAUGCCCCUCCAACCCAGACUGCAUACACAGUGUAUGACACACACACACACACACACACCAAUCCUUAUGUGUAUGUCUGAGCGCUUGUUUUCACCAUGCACCUACCUAGCUUUCAGCCUCUGCAUGCAGAGACGGAACAUCAUCAUCUCCCAAGUCAUGGUGGCCACUUGUCGGGAGAAGUUAAUCUAAAAGCAAGUGUCGGCUGGAUAGACGUGUAUUGCUGCGCCCUUAAAACCACUGGUGAUGAGUGUUUAACGUGUGCGGGUGGUUUGGUUGGAGGACAAAGACGGGACAUGAGUGCAACCUCUGGAAUAUUUCCACAGAAACCAACAGACCCUGACAAAAGGUUGAAGAAGCUCCAGUUAUUGUGUGUUUAUGAAGAGGUUUGCCCUACAAAAGCAACAAAAAAAUAACAAAUGGAAUACUAAAGACUGAAGAAUUCCAGGAUGUUAAAUUGACUCGUUCACUAAAGCACUUUGACCAUUAAAAAUGGCUCUGGUAGUUGCAAAGAAAACAAAUGCAGGUGGUAGCAAAUGUUUUGUACUGAAGGCUUAAAUAUGUUUAUGCCAUCACCUGUUUGCCAAUCAGCUUUGCUACUGUAAGAAUAGUUAAAGCAAAUGAACGCUUGACACAAAAAAAAAAUCAGUAGCACCUGACCGUGAUCAGUUGGGACUAAACAACAGCCAUCCUGCGCACACGGAGCUUGUGGCGGACAGGAGACAGCUCUGUGGCUGCUUUUGACAAUGUUACCUUAAACAGGAGAGUGUGGGCUAACCACGUGUUGUGGAAGAGCAUGUAGCAUGGUGCUUUCUGGCCUUGUGUGGAUCGUAACUGGACUGGGCGAAAACAAAAAACAAAAAAGCGGGUGUUCGGCCAGUAUGGGAACAAGCAGGCUUCGAGGAAGAUGAAAGUGAUGACAUGAACAGCGAUCCAUCUCCUCCAUGAAACUGUACCAAAAUGGUUCCCAGGCACCGGCUCCCCUCUUUUUUUUGUACAGUAGAGGUGACCAGACAGUUUGGUGUGUUCAUACUAGUUUUCGAUCCGAGUUCUAUUCAUUGUGCCUUGUGUAUGUAUGUGUGAGAGUCUCUGUAAAUCUGACUGUGUGUGCGUUUGUGUGUGUGAGAAAAGGGCUGAACAGGAAGUGCAGAUAUGUUGGAGCCCCUUGAGUUCCCGCUCAGGCGGGGAAAUCGUUUGUGAAUACGAGGAGGGACACACUUGUGCGGUGUGGUGUGUGUUUUUGUCGUCUAAAGAUAUUCUGAAUGUACAUAGACAAAUGGAAGCUCUUGUUGCGUGAUGCCACAGAGUUAGUGUAUAUAGGAGGGCUCUGCAAUAGAUGACCUUUGGUUUUUUGGUACUCUGUCUUUGGCAACUUAGGGGGCGGGGUUAAAAGAUGUUUUUCCUUUAAAAUUUGCACACUAUAUUUUGAUUGUUUUUUGUACCAAAGACACAUGCAACGAAAUGGCAACCAGCCAGUUAAAGUAAGGUUUUGCACAGCUUACCUGACGCCGUAUUGAAUGUAAGAAAAGUGGGAGGGUCAGGGAACUUCAUAGAACUGUGAAAUUAUCUUGGGUCCAAUUCUGUACAGAAAAGGAACAGUCAUUUUGUCUUUUGAAAUCUGAAAAAGUUAACCCCCUCUGUGGGCUUCUCCAGUAGGUUGGUGGCUUUGGAAGCACUUAUUCCUGAACUGAUUCCUUCCUCCACAUGCUUAGUUUGCUCUCCGUGCUCGCUAGGAAAGGAAGCUGAGGGCGCUAAUAGAUAAGCUACGUUACAGUUGUGCUUGUUUGUCACAAUGGCCGACAAUAACCAAAAUAUUUGCGUCUCACGUCUUUGAUUUCUAUAUGUAAGUUUUGAGUUUUGUUGUAAAGUACUGUAGAUAGCGACAUUACUGAUAUAUCUAUCAAUGGUAAAUGCCACUUUAAUGACAAUGAUUGAUUUUUAAGCAUGACACAUUUCUAAAGCUUAUCCUUACAUUGAAAGCAUUAGAAAAAAAAAAAAGCAACAAAAAAAUAGUACUAUAUUUUUGUAUUUUAGCUGCCUGCUUAUUUUCCUGUUGAUUUGGAGACAGACACUGGCCAGAGGAGAUGUGUGAGGCCUCAUCUAAGCUUAUUUGACACUUUUGUCUUUUUUUUUUUUUUUUUUUUUUUUUGGAGAGAAACCAAAUUCCAAGGCUAGAUAGACAUGUGGGCUGACGAAAAACCAGCUGCAGAAAAAAAUAAAGGCGAUUUGAUUCUGUUCCACCGUGAUCUGGUCUGCAUAAUUUCCAUUUAAGCAGCUAAAUUCAACAUUUCACUGACUUGCAUCUUAGAGACUUACUAAUCUCUCGUGUACAUACAUGUAAAAUACAUAUAUACAUACACUGUGCAGCCUGAAAAAAUGCCUAACUUCUUAUAUUUUAGUUUUUUGAUGUUGCUUCUUCAAGGAAGAGCUAGUGUUACCUGGUUGAGUCCAAAGUCUGAUAGGAUUAGAGCGUUGAUGCUCAGAUCAGGAAGGUCGGAGGUGAUGUUCUCCUUUACAGAGCGAUAUCCCAUGAUGGCGUGCAUACACGUUUUUUCCGUUCCAUCUAAUAAAGAAAAGGGAGAAAUGGUGCUCUUUCUUAAACCAGAGUUGAGUACCCACGAUUUUUUUUGUAGCUUUUUGACUUGCUGUCCUCUACCGCCCAGCUACUUUUUCUUCGUGUUUGAGUUUUGAAAAUAGUUGAUAUGUAUCUAAGUGUACAGAUUAUUCUUAGUUGUUAAAAAACAAAGCACUUUGUUCAAAUAAAGAAGAAGAAAAAGAAAAGCAUUUUUUCUUCCAUCUGCUGCUAAACGGCCUCGUGUGAAUGCUGCAAGUGUACUUGAUGACUACUUGCUCAGUACAGUCUAUUGCCAGACAGGGCUUGGUCUACAAACUAGCAAGGAAUAGUGUGUGGCCUAACGUUGGAUCGACGCAAUUUUGAAGCCGUGAAAUGUUGUUGCGGGGCUUUGGUGGGAUUAGUGAUUUGACUGGAUAGGUCCUGGUCAGAGGUGCUGUGAUGGUAUGUUUGUGUUCUUAAACAAAAAGAAAAAAAAACAGAGGGUUUUGAUUCCAGGGCCCCUACUUUGAUCCUGAUGCUGACCCCCCUUGGCGUCACGAUUCAUUUGCCUUCAGUAGAGGUUUCCUAUGGAAAAAAUGAUUCUGCUUUGGCUUCCUCUUCAGGGUGAUGUACAGUGUAGACACAUUUCUUCAGAGAGCUAUAUUGUUAUCAUUUUUAAACUAAUUCCUACUUGUGACUUAAUGAGGAGAGGUUUUGCCUGGGGUGACCUAGAACAGCAUGCAUGAGAGAUGCCGUUCUGUGCCCCCCCAGGGGAGGUUACUAUAUCACUGUACUGUAUGGAAAGCCAAUUUACAAAUAAAUAGUCAAUCCGGACACUUAUUGCCUUUUGAAAUGACCUUUCACACAUACACACAAACUGAAAUAACAACAACAACAACAAUGGCGGACAUGUAUGCAGUUUAGGGGCAACCCUGAGGUCGCUGACAUUGUUUUGCCCGCACAGUAAAUAAACCAAUUUGCUCAAAAUAACCUUGACUGGAGUAGCAGUGAAGUGCAUCUAAAAUUGGCUUCAGGAGUUGAACCUAUUUGAUCUUUUUUUUGUCUUUCGCAACAGUAUUUGAAACUUUUUUUUUUCUCAGCUGUGGUUUGAUAAUAGAUUAUGCUAGGGGUCAACAGUGGAUACAGGGCUGCUGAUUGACGGCCGGCUGGCAAAAAUAUAUAAGGAGAAAAAAAAGUGGCGUCUGUGUUUAGUUGUCUAUCUUAAUUGGCUGGUUAAAGAAAAAGUCCUCACGUGUCUUUACUUUUAACGUGAUAGGUGCAAGCUGUGCAAGUUUACACUUCAGCCAGGAGACUCUGUGGCAUUUUAACCGUCAAGGAAAUUAGUGAAAAUCCACGCCAGUAAAACUUUUUCUUUCUGAUGACUCAAAGUCCUGCAAUUAUUAAGCAACUCGAGUGUGUAACUUUGUGCAACUCUUGUCUAAUAAAAGCUACAUGGAUCCAUAAAGCUCUUCAGCAAUUCAGGGUAAUAUUGUUCUUCUAUCUGAUGUGUGAUGACAUAUAAAUUACAAAGAAAAUAUAUUUAUGUAUUCCAGUUAUCGUCACCAUUCUUUACUCUGUAUAAACUAUUGUCUGUAUGUGUAUCUUUAUGAAUUAUCAAUGUCAAUCACUAUGGUGCAAUGCUCUGUACACAAAGUAAAAAACAAAGGCCAAGAGACUGACACAAAAACCCACCAAAUUCUCAUCACUCAUAGCGAAACAAAAAUCUGCAACAUUUUCCAAGGAUUUGACACCGAUGUUCUGCUGUGAUCCGACUGGGAUUUGUCACAUAGUGGCUCCGCCCCCACCUCCCUGCACUCACCAAUAAUUCUCAUUUGUUCUGGUGACGUCAUGAUUUUACUGUUGGACCAAUCAGAGGAGGAUUCUUACGAAUUCUUGCUCUAAAACAAGAAUUGUGAUUUCCUUUUUUCUUUUCUUUCUUUUUCUCUAACUUAUUGCAGUACCUGUUUUGUAAAAGCCAGACUCCGUUUGACACGAUGAGCCAAAGGAAAAAAAGUUUUGAUUUCAGAGUCAAAAGCACUCACCUUAACAUCCAAAUAUGCACAAACGUUCUGAUGUGUUAGCAUGAGUGGUUUUGAGCCGUCGUUGAAUCUCACACCUACGAAUUCCAAAGGAAGUGCAUCCCAACACUUUGUUUUACAGUCCAGUAACUUUCCUUUAACAACUUUUUUUCUUUUGCUCCUAGAAUUGUGUAGGGGUCCGUGUGUUGCUUUCAUACCGGUGUCCUUAAGACAAGUGUUUUCAUUUUAAUUGUAAUUGAUUUAAAAGUAUUAAAGCUCUUUGGAGAGUAAAGCUUGCACAUAAAAACUACUCCAGUCAUGCAAAAAGACUCCAGAAUCCUUGCAGUUCAUUACUGCGCCCAUUUCCAGCUUUGAAGGAUAUAUAUAUAUAUACCGUAUAUAUAUCUUUUCACCACUGUAUUAAAAAGGAACAUCCCUGUUCGGGCUGCAGCAGGAAAAGUGGAGGAUGCUCCCUUCUUGCAGUGAAAACUGUAGAUGCUCUCAGGCAACUGCAUCUGUAGAACAAGUGUUGCUAAAAGCACUUAGGUCUAUCUGAACGCCUCUUGCUGGUCGUGUCAGACCUUAGAGUCUGGCUUAGAACUUCUUUUGUAUCCCUCGGUCUUGUGUAACUGUUGUAAAACCAUUUCAUUCCUCAUUAGCCACAAACUUAUUAUACUUCCUGUUUAUUUUUAAUGUCAGCAAUUCAUGGAUUGUGUUUGUGGAUUCCCUGCAUAGGUUGGGAAAACCUGACAACAACUUGACUCUUAGGACAAAAAAAAAAGCUGCAAAGCAAUUUGGCAAAUUGUGAUUGUUCAAAAGUUGUUGCAUGGCUGUUUUGGGGCUCUCUGUACUCUCAGUUGUAUGAUUUCAUACUUGCUGCUAUCCAAUGAGCACAAAGAGACUUCAGAGUUUGAUUUAACAGUGUCCAUGACAAAUUUCCUUUUUUUUUUUCCCUCUCUCUCCUCCCUCCUCCUUCUAUUACAUUCACAUGACACUCCUUGCAUUUGGUUUUUACACUUACAAGAAAGGAAAAAAAAAAUCAAAAAACGAUGCCUGCUAAACCAGGUGCCUUAAUCGAACAUGACACAAAUCUGCACCUUCUGUCAGUCUGGAGGGAGUUUCCCAACAGAAACAAGGGACUGAGUUUCCCAAAACCUAAACUUGAAGUACAAUUCUAGAAUGAAAACCUAAUUUUCCGCAUAAUUUUCAACAUAUUUUAUAGUGAGAAACUUUCAACUGAAGAUCAAAGUAGUGUAAUACUUUCCUAUGGGACUUCCAUUUGGUAUUACAGAAGAAGAUCCAUUAAAGCUUGCAAUCUAAAUUAACGGCGCUGGAGGAAACCCGGUUGUGUUUGUAACUCUUUCUCUGCCCACUAUGCCACGUUCUUGUGAUUUCUGUAUUGGCUGCUGCUAUCACUGCUGGUGUCUUGUGUAGAGAGGAGCAAAUUUCCACUCUGUUUGUGGCAGCGGGAGACUUGGGCCUGCUUUAUACCUGGACAAUAAUAAUGCAUUCUUCAGAGGUUUUGACGUGGAGCACUGUGUUGCUGCCCUUUGAGACCUUUUAUUUUUGCGACAAACAAACAAAAAAUAGUUUAAAAAAAAAAAGACUUUCCAUUUCUUAACUUUGCUAUAAUGAAGUGCCAGAUCCUCCUUGAAGUCAGUGUUGGCAUGGAGUCGCUGCGAAUGAAGCGACAAACUGAGCAUGGAGGUAAACGUGGUGCUAACCUGUCCGUGGCUGGGUGCUACAGGAACAUGGCUGUGUUGAAUUUUAGCCAUAUUAUUCCUUCUGUUGAUGACUCCGGUCAGUCUCGUGUUUCUGACUGCUGCACUGCUGUACGCUGACAUAGCGAGGUAUAACUAUGCUGCUGCUUUGCUGAUGAAUGUAGACUAGUCUUCCUCAGCAGGAUCACACAGACAAACGCGAGUGUCUUGUGGAGAUUUUUCCUGUUGUUUGACCUUGUUUGGAGAACUCAAAGAGGGAGACUUUGGUCAUCGGGAUCCAGAAAGAUCUUGAAUGUUGUAUCUUUAUUUGGCCGCUGUCUUUGCUUAUAUGUUUAAACUUCUUUUUAUUAAUAUUAUGGUUUGAUAUUUAUGCUCUCGACUCUGUAUUAUGUUCUACUUUUCCUAAAUUAUAUUUUGCCUUUUUUUUCUCCCUCUGACCUACGUGUUCAUAACGAUAUGUGAUAUUUAUUUGCGAGUUCCUCUAAAAUUUAUAUUUAAGAUGAUUGAAUCCAGAGUUUGGAGCUUUUCCGCUGAGGAGGCGUCCGUGAGUCUGGGAUGUUUCGAGAGAGUCACAGACAGGAUCAUUUAUUUUGUUGGCCUGUAAGUGUAUUUAAAUUGAAACUAAUUUAGCAAAAAUUAUUUUUUCCUUAUUUAUGGAUAACAUAGGUUAUUUUUAGUUACUGGAUUGAUUUCAAUUUACAGCUAAUCUAAAUGAAUAUCUGCACAGAUUUUUAAGAAAAAAAACUUUUUUUUAUUAAUAAGAAAGAAAUUCCUGUCUGUGAGGCUCAGGAACUUGUUUGAAGUUGGUCAGAAAGGGUUGAGCUAAAACCCUAACGUAAAUCAUCCAAUCAGCAAACAGAACCUCUUCCUGACAUGGGUCUUUCUGACUCUUUAUUGAGGUUUGGUUGCUUAAAUGCUUUAGAUUUAAUUUUCGUGUUGAUUUCAGUUGUGGGGGGGGGGGCUGUUGAGCUACUGACUCCCCCCCCUUCCUGUUAUUAGGGUGUGAAAGUUGUCCUGUCAGGGGGCCCCUGAGAUUUGACGGGGUCAUUAAAAGGCUGGUGGGCAGAGACCCUUCACCUUUCCUAGCAGCAAGCGAUGCGGUCAGAUUUCAUUUCCUUUUUUUUUUUUCCCCGCAUCCCGACCUUAUAAAAGAAUUCUAAAAACAGCAACAACCCACUCUUGACAAUAAAAUUCAAACUCCUCUUUCUAUUUAUGCACACAUCAUGCAACAAAGCAGUGAUUUUUAUCUCCUUCCAGACUUGCCAAAACGCUCGAAGCACGAAACAUUAAAAUAAAAAAAAAUGCUUAUCUUACACAUUUGAUAUGAUUUCAUUAUAUGUUUUAAAUUUAACGGCUGGUGAGACGAUUUUCUAGGAAAACCAUACAAGCCCAAACAUGUAGAUGAUCUGGGAGGUUAUCGAUCAUCCUGAGCUCCACAGCUACAUGCCAUUGUUAUGAUGCUUCUGGUCUUGUAUGGUAUCUUCUUUGACUAGAUCAACAGCAUGGGAUCUCUGUAGUUAGUCCUGUGUGUGUUCCUCUCCCUGGUCUCAGUAGGAAGGCUGUACUUCAUUGCUAAGUGUUGUAUAAUAGAUCUCUUGGUGAUACUAAUUUUCUAAAGACGCGAAACCUGCAGAAAGUGUAUCCUGCUGAAACUAACUUGAUCCUCUCUUUUAGCAUUGACGUCUAUAUUUGUAGUUCACAUAUAUGCCUGUUCAAAUAAAAUAUCUCGACAAUUGUUAUAUUUAUGUUGUGUAAUAAAUGUUAUUGGUUUUUACUUUUGUUUCGACUAACUUUCUUUUUACACCUUCUUUCGGGGCACAGUUUGUGGCUUUAUACACAGCUGGGGGGGCCCCCCCCCCAUGGUUUGUACUGUAAACGCUUCUUCUGGUUUUUGUCUUGGACUGCUCGGCAUCCUGCGGUCACCUUCCCUGAACGUUUGUUGUGUUCUUGUGCCUCUUUUUCUUUUUUCUUUUUUAAAGACCAUUCUCUUCUGUGGUAUCAGCCAGGUGUUGAUAUUGCAGCUCUGCUUGUAACCAUGUUAGUCUGAUUAUGUUUUAUUGAUUUUAAUAUCAAAAUAAUAAAAACCAUUAGCACCCCA